Molecule: messenger RNA, 1898 nt
Organism: Ceraceosorus guamensis
Lineage: Eukaryota; Fungi; Basidiomycota; Exobasidiomycetes; Ceraceosorales; Ceraceosoraceae
Product: glycosyl transferase
Exons: 8
Coding region: 149-1702 (517 amino acids)
Biological process (GO): cell wall mannoprotein biosynthetic process; protein N-linked glycosylation
Cellular component (GO): membrane; Golgi apparatus
Molecular function (GO): alpha-1,2-mannosyltransferase activity
Source: RefSeq, a predicted model, not a curated record
GUUGAAGUCCGCAUGCAUCCAUCCAUUCGGUCAAUCAGUCACAGUCGGUCGGUCCGUUGGUCGGCUGGCCAUGUCAACGCCAUAAUGCCUGUCAAAACAUCCUCGCACCACUCGUGACUACUCACAAAACCCUCCUGGCUGCUGCUGAAUGCGCACACGCACACGCCAAAUUGCUCCAGCCACGACUGACCGCAAUCUUGACCUCCAACACAUUCGCGACUACGCCACGCAGCAUCGUUCAGCUUCGCUGCCUCACGCUUCCCAACCAUCACAUUCAGGCGCGGCAUCGCAUCUUCAAAGCACAGCUCGUCUCGCUCUCCAGCAAUCAAUAGCAGUCGACGCUCCUAAAGAUUCUAGUCAGGUCAUCAUGGCGGGUCUCGGUCCUCUCGAGGGCCUCGCCAGGAGGCCACAGCGAUUGAUUCUCUUGGCAGCCUUGGUGCUUCUGCUACUCUCCCUGACCACAUGGCUGUCCGUGGAUCCGACGGGUGUGGAGACGGUGCGACAACAAUGGGGCAGCAUACCCCGACCAUGGCAGCGACCCGGAGGUUCAUCAGCAGGUGAUUAUGCCGGAGGCUCUGGCGUUCCAUCUGUCGAUUCGGCAGUGAAGGACAUGUACACGCAUUCACCCGGUAUUCCCCAAACUCCUGAGGAGCUCAAGCAAUGGGCCACAAAGGGCGACGAUGGGAACCUCUACCCGCCAAGCUUCAUCCCUUCUCAGGCCAACCAGGCUCCUCGUGCCAAGGCUGGAUUCAUCGUGCUGGUGCGCAACGGAGAGUUGGCAUCGAUGAGGGAAAGCAUGCGAGAUGUGGAAGAUCGCUUCAACCGCAAGUACGGCUAUCCUUGGAUCUUUUUGAAUAACGAGCCAUUCACAGACGAUUUCAAAAAGGGAGUCAAGCAGAUGACCAGGUCCGAAGUUCGCUUCGGAUUUGUAGAGAAAAAGCAUUGGGGCUAUCCAGAAUGGAUCGACCAAAACAAAGCAGCAGACACUCGCAAGCAAAUGAAGGAAAAAAAAAUUAUCUACGGAGACUCCGAGUCUUAUCGCCACAUGUGCCGAUUCCAAAGCGGCUUCUUCUUCCAGCAUCCUCUUACUAUGGACCUCGAUUAUUAUUGGCGCGUUGAGCCGGGAAUCAAGCUAUACUGCGAUGUGGACUACGACCCUUUCGUCUUCAUGCAGAUGAACAAUAAGACAUAUGGAUUCACAAUGGCGCUGCACGAAUACAUCGAGACCAUCCCGACUCUAUGGUCAACCACGAAGAAGUUCGUAGAAGAGAACCCCCAAUACGUUGCCAAAAAUAAUGGCAUUCACUUCAUGACGGACGAGCCGGAGCGCUUCAUGGACCCGGGCUAUAAUUUGUGCCACUUUUGGUCCAAUUUUGAGAUUGGUGACCUACGGUUCUGGCGAGGCGAAGCUUAUCAGAAGUACUUUGAAUUCCUGGACAAGUCUGGCGGGUUCUUCUACGAGCGAUGGGGAGAUGCACCAGUCCACUCCAUUGCGGCCAUCCUUUUCCUGGACAAGGCCAGGUUGCAUCACUUUGAUGACAUCGGAUACUUCCACAUGCCGUGGAAUCACUGCCCCACCAACAAGAAGUAUCACGACACUGGUCGCUGCAACUGCGACCCCGCAAAGUCUUUUGAUCGAGAGGGAUACAGUUGCUUGAAAGAAUGGUGGCGAACCUCGGUCGAAGGAGAGCCCAAAAGAUGAGAUUCUUUUGCGAUGAGCUUGAGAGCAGGUCUCCCACAUUCCCUUCUCCGCUUAGAAGAUUGUAGCCUAUCACAGCAUUCCACGCAUCGUCCUGACCCAACGGAAUGCACACACGCGCAAAAUGACCCACGCGGCUGACCCUUCAUUCACAAGCGAUCCACGCGGCGCGCACCUGAGCAUCAUGUCAAUUCUGAAC